AUGAGCGGUGAUUCUCCCUCUCCUGCGGCUGUGGAGCUGUGCUAUGAGAACCUCAAUGGAUCCUGUAUCAAAACCUCCUACUCACCCGGCCCCCGCCUGCUUCUCUACGCAGUAUUUGGCUUUGGCGUUGUACUGACCAUAUUUGGAAACCUCAUGGUAAUGAUUUCGAUUUUUCACUUCAAGCAGCUACAUUCUCCAGCCAACUUUCUGGUCGCUUCUCUGGCCUGUGCGGACUUCUUGGUGGGAGUGACUGUGAUGCCCUUCAGCACGGUGAGGUCUGUGGAGAGCUGCUGGUACUUUGGAGAGAGAUACUGUAAAAUUCACUCCUGCUUUGAAGGGUCCUUCUGCUAUGCCUCCAUCUAUCACUUGUGUUUUAUUUCUGUGGACAGAUACGUUGCGGUCACUGACCCUCUGGCCUAUCCAACCAAGUUCACAACCUCUGUGUCUAGCUUAUGUAUUGGUUUCUCUUGGCUCUUUUCCACCAUAUACAGUUUCUCCCUUGUUGGCACAGGUGCAAUCGGUGCUGGACUGGAGGAACUAGUAAGUGCUCUCACUUGUGUAGGAGGCUGUCAAAUUGCAGCGAAUCAAAACUGGGUAUUGAUAGAUUUUCUAGUAUUUAUUGUCCCCACACUUGUGAUGAUAAUCAUUUACUCUAGAAUCUUCCUCAUUGCUAAACAACAGGCCAGAAAAAUUGAAAGCAUGAGCAGUAAGACUGAGACAGCCUCAGAGAGCUACAAAGAAAGAGUGGCCAAGAGGGAAAGAAAAGCAGCCAAAACACUGGGAAUUGCAGUGAUGGCCUUUCUGAUUUCAUGGUUGCCCUAUUUCAUUGAUUCGGUAAUUGAUGCCUUCUUAGGUUUCAUCACGCCCACAUAUAUUUAUGAAAUCCUGCUUUGGUUUUGUUACUACAACUCAGCAAUGAACCCUUUAAUUUAUGCGUUCUUUUACCCUUGGUUUCGAAAAGCCAUCAAAUUAAUUAUCACUGGUGGAGUCUUUAAAGAGAAUUCCUCAACAAUACAUCUGCUCCCUGAGUAG
Messenger RNA from Sorex araneus (European shrew), 1032 nucleotides. RefSeq names its product trace amine-associated receptor 7a-like. The transcript has a single exon. Lineage: Eukaryota; Metazoa; Chordata; Mammalia; Eulipotyphla; Soricidae. Gene Ontology annotation, molecular function: trace-amine receptor activity. The record is from RefSeq and is a predicted model, not a curated record. Bases 1 to 1032 code for a protein of 343 amino acids. Gene Ontology annotation, biological process: G protein-coupled receptor signaling pathway. Gene Ontology annotation, cellular component: membrane.